Stegodyphus dumicola is the source of this 1383-nucleotide messenger RNA. Its product is annotated as adenylate kinase 8-like. Lineage: Eukaryota; Metazoa; Arthropoda; Arachnida; Araneae; Eresidae. Gene Ontology annotation, molecular function: ATP binding; nucleobase-containing compound kinase activity. The record is from RefSeq and is a predicted model, not a curated record. Gene Ontology annotation, biological process: nucleobase-containing compound metabolic process.
AUGGAUGCUACUUGUAGACCUCAUCAGUUUUCACCGGAAUUGUUUGCGUAUGCGGAAUCCAAGAGAAUAUUUGAAAUUUUUCAGAAUAUGAUGGAACGUCUCACUAUAGAAAGACCCGAAAAUCCUAUUGAUUUCCUUUACGGUUUGCUAUUGAAAGGAGCUGUCUACGACGUUCCAAAAGUCUAUGUUAUUGGUCCUCCUACAGUUGACCGUAAAUUAGUUUGUACUACGCUAGCUUCGAAACUGAACCUGGUGUAUAUAAGUUGCACUAGUUUAAAAGAAGAUUUGCAAUUGGAUCUCUCAUCAAAGGAGACAAUUUCAGAGUUAUCUCCUUCAGCUUGGGCAGAUCUGGUUCAGAAACGCGUAGAAAUGCCAGACUGUGUCCAAAACGGAUGGAUACUGGAAGCCUUUCCCAAGACCCGUAGCCAGGCGUUUGCUCUCAGGAAAAAUGGAAUCUUUCCAACUCAUAUUGUCACGAUUGAAGAUCCAGUCUUUGCAUCUCGUGUCACUUUACAGUGCUGUCCGCAAGUUUCUGAGGUAUUGAAAUCUGAAGAAUUACAAGAAAUGUUGGACUUUUUGGGACAGAAAGAACUUAUUUUGGAUCUUCAUAAAAGUACUUACUCAAAGAGCUUUCAAAUCGGAACCAAUGUAAAUGAUUCUUUGGAGAAAGUCAUUGAAUUCGUUCGAAGCAAACAGCGCCCUCGUUUGCCUUACUUACCCAGAGUCUUGCUUCUAGGACCUUAUGGCAGUGGUCGUAAAACGAUGGCUUCGAAAUUGGCCGAAAAAUACCAUGUAGUCAAAGUUGAUUAUCAAGAGGAACUACGUAGAGCUGCUCUUAGAGAUUCUCCAUUAAAGCAAAAGUUUCAAGAAAUCCUAAAAACGCCGGAGCCAGUGCCUGAUGAACUGCUAGCAAGUGUGGCGUCUCAACGACUUCUUCGCAGUGACUGCAUUGAACGAGGGUGGGUAAUGUUCAACUUUCCUGACACUUUGAAGCAAGCUGAACUGCUCAUUCAAUACCUUGAAGGAUUUCAAGUAAACAGAGCUAUCUUCCUUGAUGCAAGUCUGGACAAGUGUUUGGCGCGAGUAGAGCCAAGGAGACUGGAUCCACAAACUGGUCACCUUUACCACUUGAAACUUCGUCCAUGCCAGCAGAGGUUGGCUGUGAGUCGCUUGAUACAGCUUCCUCAAGACUGCGCCGAAUCGGUUGAAGCCGAUUACAGGUUAUAUGAGGAAAACGUUGAUGAACUGAAAAUGUUCUUCAAAUCCAAGCUUCUGGAUGACAUAGCUGUGGAAGUGAAUGCUAACUGUAACGUUGAAGAAGUCUUUGAAGAGGUGCAAGCUGCUAUCCUGAAGUCGACGAAACUUAAGCUUCUAACUACAUAA